AUGCCUUAUUAUGCUACUACGUUGGUGGGUGUGGUGUGUUUCAUCGCGCUUGGUUGGUCAAGUGGCUCCCGAUAUAUCGCAUCAUCCUUCGGCGGUGUCCUCGUCAUCAUCGAUCAGUAUUACCAUAGCUACAAUGAUCAUCCGCGAGUGCAUGAGCAACGAAUCAUCUUACACUGUCAACCAUAUGCGUUGAGAAAUUUCUCCCUCUGGAGCUCCAGACUCGGGCCUGAUCUCCGUCUUCCCGACAAGAUCAGUGUGACUACUACGGGUCACGAUGGGCCAGCGGGUCAAGAACGUGACAAGUUUGGGAUGCCCGAUGCUGCUUUGACAGCUGGCCUCACAUGUUACGACCAGCUACGCGCGAUGCAGCUUCUAUGCAUUGCGCAGGUCAAUGCCUUGGCGGCCACGAACCGCAGAGCUACUAUGUAA
This is a messenger RNA of Daldinia loculata, 429 nucleotides long. RefSeq lists its product as uncharacterized. The transcript has 3 exons. Bases 1 to 429 code for a protein of 142 amino acids. The record is from RefSeq and is a predicted model, not a curated record. NCBI's taxonomy places the organism in Eukaryota, Fungi, Ascomycota, Sordariomycetes, Xylariales, Hypoxylaceae.